UUAUGUCACUAAUUGUUUCAUCAGUUGUCGUGCAUUACAUCAGAAAUGGCAACAAAACAAGUCCUCAAAGUUGGCCAGUAUUUGACCCGAAGUCGUCUCCGCGAUAAUAGCGGACAACUCGUUAAUCGUUGCCAACGUCUUCAUAACGUAAUGGUUGCCGAGAGACCGGCCAUUAAUAUUCCCGAAACAAAAAUAUCUGUUCUUCGCAAUGGUAUCCGAGUGGCCACUGAGGACUCGGGAAUUGCCACGUGUACUGUUGGUCUGUGGAUUGAUGCGGGCAGUCGUUACGAGAACCGACGGAACAACGGUGUCGCACACUUUCUCGAACAUAUGGCCUUCAAGGGGACGACCCGUCGGACACAAACACAGUUAGAGUUGGAGAUCGAGAAUAUGGGCGCACAUCUGAAUGCAUACACCAGUCGGGAACAGACCGUAUAUUACGCCAAAUGUCUGGCGAAGGACAUCCCGAGAGCAUUGGACAUAUUGGCUGACAUAUUGCAGAACUCAACAUUUGGCGCCCAAGAGAUAGAAAAGGAGAGGUUUGUGAUUCUUCGUGAAAUGCAAGAAGUGGAGACCAAUCUACAAGAAGUGGUCUUCGAUCACAUGCAUUCUGUAGCCUUUUAUGAGUCACCCCUCGGAAUGACUAUAUUGGGACCAAAAGAAAAUAUUAAAAGCAUUAAACGCGAGGAUCUCAUUGAUUAUAUUAAGACUCAUUAUAGAGGUCCACGACUUGUGGUGGCCGGUGCUGGAGGUGUCAAUCAUGAAGAGUUUGUUGGACUUUGUGACAAAUAUUUGGGAAAUGCUAACCAAGAGGUGGACGCGGCUUCAGUACUAAAGCCUUGUCAGUUCAUUGGCGGCGACGUUCGUCUUAAAGAUGACUCAAUGCCGUUGACACAUGUGGCCAUUGCGUUGGAAUCAGUUGGUUGGGCUAAUCCAGACAACAUUGCACUAAUGGUUGCCAAUACUUUGAUUGGUUCAUGGGAUCGAUCGCUAGGCGCCGGUUCUAAUUGUUCUUCAUAUAUGGCAUUAUCAUCCUUUGAAAAUAACUUAUGUCAUACUUUUCAAGCUUUCAACACUUCAUAUAAAGAUACCGGUCUUUGGGGUAUAUAUUUCAUCGCCGAAAAGCAAACAUUGCCCGACUUUGUGCGGCAUUUAAGAGAACAGUGGAAAUUAUUAUGCAAUGGAGUUACUGAAGAGGAAGUAUCGAGAGCUAGAGACUUGUUGAAGACUAAUUUGAUGCUACAGUUAGACGGAUCAACACCUAUUUGCGAGGACAUCGGUCGACAAAUGCUUUGUUAUGGUAGACGUAUACCAUUGCCUGAAAUGGAGGCCCGAAUCGAUGCCGUUAAUGUCGAUAUUAUUAAUAGAGUUUGUAGUAAAUAUAUAAUCGGUAAGAAUCCAGUGGUCGCAGUGGUUGGACAGACAGAUGGUUUGCCAAACUAUGACACUAUUAAAGCUCAAGUGACCGGUUUAUAACAUCUGUUGUCAUUGUUUUUUGUUAGCAAAUAGUUUAAUGUAAAUAAUGAAUUUAAAUAUACUUUUGACAAUCUUUUAUUGAUUAUCGCUAAUAGUUUUCAAAUUGUUUGCUAUUAAUAAAUUCAAUAAUUUAUAAACAUAAAUUUAAAAUAAAAUUUAUUGCUGACUUUAAAUACAAUUUUUUAAAUAGAUUUAAUAGACAUUUUAAUUAUAAAUCUACUUUUUUAACAAUAAUAUUGUUUUUGACUAACAAAAAAUACAAUAUAACCCUAUGAUGACAAUUGACCACUACUUGUGUGUAUGUCAUGAGUGGGGAUCACUUGACUUUCUUUGUUGAUUUGGCCGAAUUCAUCUGUUUGUCCACUUCGUUGAACAGUUUGGACGGCUUUUUCUGUACAUAAUGAUUGAAUGCCUCAUAACCAACUACACCAGCAAUUGUGCCCAAAACAAAACAAACUGAACCUUUGCCCAUAACUUUCCUCAACUAUCAAUCAAUUUAACCGAUAAUAUUAAAGUAUUUUGUUUGGUUUGUUUAGUGCUGGUAUUUAAAACUACAAUAACUGUAAUAAUUAUAGUAUUUAUUAAACUAUUCAUUUGG
This is a messenger RNA of Oppia nitens, 2074 nucleotides long. It is a transcript of the gene UQCR-C1, whose product is annotated as mitochondrial-processing peptidase subunit beta-like. The coding region runs from base 46 to 1476 and encodes 476 amino acids. Gene Ontology annotation, cellular component: mitochondrion. The transcript has a single exon. The record is from RefSeq and is a predicted model, not a curated record. Gene Ontology annotation, molecular function: metalloendopeptidase activity; metal ion binding. NCBI's taxonomy places the organism in Eukaryota, Metazoa, Arthropoda, Arachnida, Sarcoptiformes, Oppiidae.